Sciurus carolinensis (gray squirrel) is the source of this 1284-nucleotide messenger RNA. It is a transcript of the gene Zar1, whose product is annotated as zygote arrest 1. The record is from RefSeq and is a predicted model, not a curated record. The transcript has 4 exons. The coding region runs from base 1 to 1284 and encodes 427 amino acids. Lineage: Eukaryota; Metazoa; Chordata; Mammalia; Rodentia; Sciuridae. Gene Ontology annotation, molecular function: mRNA base-pairing post-transcriptional repressor activity. Gene Ontology annotation, biological process: translation. Gene Ontology annotation, cellular component: cytoplasm.
AUGGCUGCCUUGGGGGACGAGGUGCUGGAUGCUUACAUGUACCCGGCGUGCGCCCCCUACUCGUACGCCUACUCCUACCCCUACCCGCCCGCUUCCAAGGGCAAGGGCGCCGCGGGCGGGGAUGGCUGGCGGCUCCGUGGCGGAGGCUGUCCUCCCGCCGCCGCUGCCUCGUCCUCUUUCCCGGCAGGGUCGGCCUCGUCGCCCUUUCCCGGCCACGGGCAGCUGACAGCCGCCGAGUAUUUCGACAGCUACCAGCGGGCGCAGCUCAUGGCCCUCCUGUCACAGGUGAGCCAGGGCUUGCGCCCGCGCAGGCCCGCCAACCGCGACGUGGCGGUGCAGGUGAAUCCGCGCCGCGACGCCUCGGUACAGUGCUCGCUGGGGCGGCGCACGCUGCAGCGCAGGACCCGGGACCCCGGCACUCCUGCCAGCCCCGGCUCCGAGGGCGCGGCGGGAAGCGACCCGUCCUCCCCUCAGCCCACCCGCCGGGGCCCGGAGCAGGGUAGCCCCCGCAGCGGUACCUUGCGGCCCGUGCGCUUUCCGCGCACGGUCGCCGUGUACUCGCCGGUGGUCUCCCGCCGCCUCACUGCUUUCCUGGAGGGGGCUGAAGCCGUGGCGGACGAGGAGAGCCCCGGGGCAACGAAAGGAGAGCGAGACGCGUCACCCGCGAAGCCCCCAGGCCGGGAAGAGGGAGAAGUGUCGGCGAGGAAGGCUUCCCAACGGCGGCGAUCCGAGGAGAAGGACGACGACGAUGAGGCCCAAGCCCCGGUGGGGGCGUCCUGGGAUCAGCUCAUCGACGGGCCCAGGCUGCCGCCGCGGGAGGCCGGUGACCGCAAGGCGGCCCCGCAGCCCUCGCCAAAGAGUCCAGAGCAGACUCGGGCGGGGAAGACUCAGGACAGCAGGGAGACCACCGCUGCGUGCGAGAGGUCGUCACUGCGGAGCGUUGAGCCUGGCAAGGAGCGCCUGCGCUUCCAGUUCUUAGAACAGAAAUAUGGCUAUUAUCAUUGCAAGGACUGCAACAUCCGGUGGGAGAGUGCGUAUGUAUGGUGUGUACAGGGCACCAACAAGGUUUACUUCAAACAGUUUUGCAGAACUUGUCAGAAGUCUUACAACCCUUACCGAGUGGAGGAUAUUGCCUGCCAAAGUUGUAAGAGAACUAGAUGUUCCUGCCCAGUAAGACUUCGCCACGUGGACCCCAAACGCCCCCACCGUCAAGACUUGUGUGGGAGAUGCAAAGGCAAACGUCUGUCCUGCGAUAGCACUUUCAGCUUCAAAUAUAUCAUUUAG